CAAUAAUAAGGCGGAGUGGAGAGCGUGGAGCUUCGGAGCUUCAGCAUUCACACGCCCGACCAGAAGGGCGGAUAGUACUACGCCAUUUGUUUUUUUUUUUUUUUUUUGAACGUGUUGAUUUUGCACUCUAUCAGUAACGCUAAAAGCCGGGCACCCCGUCCUAUCGCCAGACGCCCCCUCCCGUUCUACUACCGCCGCCCCCCUCCAUGGACGCGUUAGGAUGGAAGCUGGCGGCGCAGCGCUUCGGUCUCGGAGAGUCCGGCGUCCCCCCGCCGGUCGGCUCGUGCUAGGGGCCAUGAAGUGAGCUUAGCGUGUGAAGCGCGGAGACUCGGAUCGCUUUAUGUUUUUUUUCUGUUUUUAAAAAUUAAAAGCCUUUUAUACGCAUCGAAGAGUUAAAGCCGGGAUUCUCUGAUUACCGUGAGCUGGUCAGUAUACGUACCGAACUGACAUUUUCAGUUGCAGAAGAUGGACAUUGAGGAGAUGGACGGUGUCAGCUCCUGAGCGCUCAAUGGGUGUGACCCAGCGCUCCAGUAUACCUGCAGCUUCACUGAUCUCUCUCCUGAGCCUUUCUGGACACCUGAAGCUUCUCUGAUCUCCAUCCCGUGCCUUUCUGGACACCUGAAGCUUCUCUGAUCUCCAUCCUGCACCUUUCUGGACACCUGAAGCUUCUCUGAUCUCCAUCCCGUGCCUUUCUGGACACCUGCACCAUUCCGUCUGGAGUCCUGAAUCUUUUAAGGGGAUUCCCGUGACUUUGGCUCCCCUUGUCGCCCCUUACACCCCCCAUCUCAAUCUCAGGGGGGUCGGACAUGCUGAAGUGCAUCCAGUUGGGGCGCUGCAACCGCCACAUUGAGUCGGUGGACAGGCGGCACUGCUCCCUACAGACGGUGCCAGAUGAGAUCUACCGCUAUGCUCGCAGCCUGGAGGAGCUGCAACUGGAUGCUAACCAGCUCCGCGAGCUCCCCAAGCCUUUCUUCCGGCUGCUGAACCUGCGCAAGCUGACCCUCAGCGACAAUGAGAUCCAGAGGCUCCCCCCAGAGGUGGCCAACUUCAUGCUGCUGGUGGAGCUGGACGUCUCGCAGAACGACAUUCCUGAGAUUCCUGAGAGCAUCAAGUUCUGCAAGGCCCUGGAGAUCGCAGAUUUCAGCGGAAACCCUCUCUCCAGGCUGCCUGAUGGUUUCACGCAGCUUCGGGGCCUGGCUCACCUGGCCCUCAAUGACGCCUCCCUGCAGAUCCUGCCGGAUGACGUCGGCAACUUGGGAAACCUGGUGACCCUUGAGCUGCGGGAGAACAUGCUGAAAUCCCUGCCCAUGUCGCUAUCCUUCCUGGUGAAGCUGGAGCAGCUGGAUGUGGGCAGUAAUGAACUGGAAGCGUUGCCUGACACCCUGGGUGCUCUGCCCAACCUGCGGGAGCUGCUGCUGGACCACAACCGCCUGGCUACCCUGCCCCCGGAGCUGGGGAACCUCCGGAGACUGGUGUGCCUGGACGUGUCAGAAAACCGCCUGGAGGAGCUUCCCGCGGAGCUGGGCAGCCUGGUGCUCCUAACCGACCUGCUGCUGUCACAGAACCGGCUGGAGCUGUUGCCAGACACCAUGGGUGGCCUGAAGCAGCUGUCCAUACUCAAAGUGGACCAGAACCGGCUGAUCCGCCUGACGGAUGCCAUCGGCGACUGUGAGAAUCUGUCUGAGCUGGUGCUCACUGAAAACCUCCUCCAGGCUUUGCCGCGAUCCAUGGGGCAGCUGAAGAAGCUGACCAACCUGAACGUGGACCGCAACCGUCUGUACGGUGUCCCCCAGGAGCUCGGCGGCUGUGCCAGCCUCACAGUGCUCUCUCUGCGUGAGAACCGCCUGGCCAGGCUGCCCCCCGAGCUGGCAGGCGCCACCGAGCUGCAUGUGCUGGACGUGGCGGGGAACAGGCUUCAGAACCUCCCGUUCUCCCUGGCAAACCUGAACCUGAAGGCCCUGUGGCUGGCCGAGAACCAAUCGCAGCCCAUGCUCAAGUUCCAGAUGGAAGAUGACAGCAGGUCUGGGGAGACGGUGCUCACCUGCUACCUGCUACCACAGCAGCCGUCGACCAGCCCAGAGAACGAGCCGGCCACUCCUACCGAUGACAGCUGGAUGGACAGCAACCCGAACCGCGUGCCCACCAUCCAUUUCCAGGAGAAGCUGGAAGACCGGGAGCACGAUGAGGAGAGCGCGGCUGAACGAGGGGGUCUGCAUCGACGGGCAACACCGCACCCGAGUGAGCUGAAGGAGAUGAAGAAGGUCAUGGAGGAGAGGAGGCCGCACGUGGAGGAGGAGGAGGAGAGGACCGACACAGAGGAGGCGACGCUGACCAAUCACAGCCCAGACUCUCAGACCUCCAGCCAACCUCACCGACACGAAAAUGAUUCGGAGGAGCUGGAUGAAAUGGAAGUGGAAUACGUGGAGCCCACCGUGCACUUCGCAGAGGAGCCCAUUAUCCGUGGAGGUGGGGAGGAGGACGAUGAGGAAGAGCCGAGCGACGAUGGGGAGCGGCGUGUCGCUCCCGCUGAACGGCAGCGGCUGAUCCGGAAGGACACGCCCCACUACAAGAAGCAUUUCAAAGUCUCGAAGCUUCCGAAACCGGAGGCGGUGGCAGCUCUGCUUCAAGGAUUCAGCGCCGAUGGGACGCACCCGGCACCUGAGGAAGGAGUGGAAGAGGAGGAGGAAGAGGAGGAGGAGGAGGAAGCAGAGAACAUCUCUCCUCUCCCCAGGAUGGAGGGAUGGACGGACAGAUAUAACGCCUCCCUGCAGCCUGUUAAGGGGGUGUCAUUUGAUCAAGUCAAUAAUCUUCUGAUUGAGCCUGCUCGAAUUGAGGAAGAAGAGCUGAAGCUGACCAUCCUGCGGCAGGCGGGGGGGCUGGGCAUCAGUAUUGCGGGAGGUCGUGGCUCGACGCCUUACAAGGGGGAUGACGAGGGAAUCUUCAUCUCCAGGGUUUCUGAAGACGGUCCUGCUGCUCAUGCUGGCGUCAAAGUGGGAGAUAAACUGCUGCAGGUGAACGGUGUGGAUCUGUAUGAGGCGGAGCACCAGGACGCUGUGGUGGCACUGCGUAGCUCCAGGACGGCCAUCACCAUGAUGCUGCAGCGGGAGCGCAUGGUAGAGCCAGAGAACGGCGUCAGCACCACACCCCUGCGACCCGAGGAUAGCUCCUCCCCCUGCGUGCCGUUGGACGAGCCCCGCCCCCCCGGUGACCGUGAGCGCGUCUCCGCCUCCAUCGUCCGCGAUGACGUCGGCCUGGGCUUCUGCAUCGCCGGGGGAAAGGGCUCCACGCCGUAUCGCCAGGGAGACACCGGUAUCUUCAUUUCCCGCCUUUCCGAGGGAGGGGCCGCCCACCGUGACAGAGUUCUGCGCGUGGGGGACAGGGUUCUCUCUAUCAAUGGUGUUGACAUGGCGCAUGCCAGACGUGACCAGGCGGUGACACUGCUCACCAGCACCUCUCCCACCAUCUCUCUGCUGCUGGAGCGUGAGCAGGAUGCCAACGAGGGUCACCCCGCCGGGCCCCGGCCACACUCCCCCCCGCCCCCCCAGCCCAGUGACUCAGACCCCACCGGUACCUGUUCUCAGAGUGGGCGCCUGGAUCAGCCGUGUGCGGACGUUUACCCUAUCGAGGAGCUGACUCUGCUGAAGACAGGUGGCCCGCUGGGGCUGAGCAUCGUGGGGGGCAGUGACCACGCCAGCCAUCCCUUCGGGGUCACGGAGCCCGGCGUCUUUAUCUCCAAGGUGGUGCCCGGAGGCGUGGCUUGCCACGCGGGCCUGCGGGUGGGCGACCGCCUCCUCGAGGUGAACAGCACCGACCUGCGGCAGGCCAUGCACCAGGAGGCCGUCGGUGCGCUGCUGUCCAGCCAGCAGGAGAUGCGUCUGCUGGUGCGCAGGGACCCCGCCCCUCCUGGCAUGCAGGAGAUCGAGAUUCAGAAGUUACCAGGAGAAAAGUUGGGCAUCAACAUUCGGGGUGGAGCCAAAGGUCACACCGGCAACCCUUUUGACCCCACCGACGAGGGAAUCUUUAUCUCCAAGGUGAGUCCCGGCGGGGCAGCAGCGAGGGACGGCCGCCUGCAAGCUGGCAUGCGCGUCCUGGAGGUGAACGGUCAAAGCCUUUUGGGCCAGAGCCACGCGGAUGCCGUGAGCGCCCUGCGCCGGGCCGGGGAGACGAUCUCCCUGCUGCUCUGCGAUGGCUUCGAUGCCCGAGAAGCCGGCGCCCUGGAGAGCACGCCUGGUGUUAUUGCCAACCGCAAGACCAGUGUGGAGAGCAUCUCCUCCAUUGACAGGGACCUGAACCCAGUGCAGAUCCCUCUCAUGCAGAAGGAGACAGAAAGCGUGCAUGAUGCUUCCCGGUGGGAGAAGGAAGCCGCGGAGGAUGUGACCUUCAAAACCCGACCGCUCAAACUGGACUACAGGACCCUGGCGGCAUUGCCUGUCACCAGCCUGCAAAAGAUCAACCGGACGCCUUCCUCUGAGUCGCCGGGGUUCAGCAGCCCCAGCCAAAACACCUCGCACUCCCCCUCCUCCCUUCCGCCAAGUCAUCAUUAUAUCUCUGGUUUAGCUGCCAAAGAAAGUGUCCCGACCAGACCGGGCAAGAUCCAGCCCUUGUCUCCCAUGUGGCCGAGCUCAGCGUCCAGUCCAGACAGCCGGUCCAGCCCAAAGUCACCUGGACCACCACUCAUCAGCCCUCGUUCCACUUCUCUGCGUUCUCCUCCCCCAACCUCGCCAAAUGACCUUCCCGUCAGUAUGAAGCAGACUUACAAGGCCCUUGCGGCUGUGCCCUGCUCCGUGGCUGUGCUCGAGCAGGUGGGGUUCCGGAAGCCUUCAAGGGGCUGCCAGGAGCCGCUCAGCCCAAAGCCCAGCGUUCAGUCCCGGCAGCUUGUGGAGCCCGAGCUGGAAAACGAGGUAUUUGAGAGUGAGGCCAAGCUCGGUAGGGUGGGCAGGGUGGACACAGUCCCUGUCUCCCCUCAUGCCCCCGUCACCUCCGACCUUAGUGACUACAUGAAUCUGGCUGCUGUGCCACGCCGGUCCCGGCCCUCACUGGACCUACAGGCACCUGCGCCCACUGGACAGGGCAACCCAGAACGGCACUCUUUCAAGGACCGACAGAAGUACUUUGAGGUUGACAUGAAGCAGCAGCAGACAGCAAACCCCAAACCCAAGCCCCGGGUGUCGCUGGUAGGCGAGGAUGACCUGAGGAAAAUGAAGGAAGAGGAAGCCCGAUGGAUUCAGCAGCAUAGCCACCGGCACCUACUAAAUGAGGAUGAAGACGAUGAAGAGGAGAUAGUCCUGGCCAAGAAGAUGGCUGAAAUAAGGGCCCAGGGCAAGGUUCUGUUGGAUGGAGUGGCGUACAAGCCUGAAAAAGAACAGACUGGGUCAUCGCCCCAGAUCUGUGGCACCGCGUCCAUUACCGGGCCCUCGUUCUUGGACAGGAAUGGAUCUCCUCAGAGGGACUCGCUUGAUAGCAGCUCGAAACUGGAGCAGAGACCCAAUUCUUUGACGAGAAGCUUGAAGCCUCUAUAUCUCGGCGAGUCCAGCCCCCCCUUCCACCCGUGGGACCCCGAGCUGCAGGCCAGCCCUUCUGACAGGGAGCUCUCGUCUGCAGAGAAGCGAGCACUGGAGGCAGAGAAGAGGGCCAGGUGGAGAGCAGAAAGGAUGAAAUCUCUGGAGCAGGAUGCCCUCAAAGCGCAGAUGGUCAUCGCCAAGUCACGGGAUGGCAAGAAGCCCGGCGCUCUGGACCGGCUAGCCGACUCGCCAUCACCUGCCUCCACGGGCUCUCCCACCCCCCUGGAGGAUUUCAGUCCUCAAAGUGUCAGAUCACCAGGUAGACAGUCCCUGACAGAAAAGAAGUUUGACUACCGACAGUUCGCCGCAAUCCCUUCUUCCAAACCUGUGUACGACAUCCAGGCCCCAGAAGCCGCAGAGGACAAUCACUGUAUUGAUGGCUCCGGUAGUUAUGGACCCCUUGAGGACCCCGACACCGAGCUGCCCGCUUCACUGCCCGACACAUCUGCCCUGGAGGAAAUGGCCCUGUACAGUAAUAAGGGCAAACUAAGACAUGGCCGGUGCAGCCUGGACACAGCUGUGCCUACAUAACACCACAGAGGCCCUAACUGCCAAACCCCAUGAGGAUGCUGUCACAGGUGCAUGCAGGCACUGCAGCCGUCAGACCACGCAAGGCGCAGCAGAAGCGUCACUGCCUGACGCAAUGACAGUGUGUCUCAAAGCAAAGCUGCAGUUUCUGCAUAGGUGCUGGUAUGGGGGGGGGGAUUACCAUAGUUAAACAUUCCCCCCUCCCCCCCCCCCACGGGAGGCCUCUGUUUUAAUUUUUUUUUUAUUUAAAACACAUACAAAGUGGGUCCACCAAACUGUUUUCUUUUGUCUGAAUUUUAUUCUUUUGUUUUUUUCCUUUCCUUUUAUUAUUAUUAUUAAUGACUAUUCUGUGGAAGAAUACAAGAAAGUUAUAUGCUAAAAAAAGUUGUAUGUUAAAUUGUAUUUCUGCAAAUGGUACAAGGAUGUGGGGAUGCUGCACACACAGCUGCCACACAGCCGGACACUGUCGUUCAGGGCUCCAUUCCUGCGGCGGUUCUGUGUUACUGAGAGCAGAAGGGGUGCAUUAGUGUCACUGUAGGCUGGGUGCAAAUGCCAUUGUCCCCAUCUGAGAUUUCAUAUCACGCUAUGAUGCAUUUCGUAGAGGGAAACACCUGUAACCCUCAUUACUGAAGGUUAGAAGCAUAAAUCCUUCCAGAACUGCCUACUAGCUGGAGAAGAGUAGGGUUCUCCCAUUCUUCCAUAGUGAAAAUCUGGACACUGUUUUUAAUGCAUUUGUCUCUAUUUUAGCUGUUAUUCACCUUAUAGUAAAAAAGCUUCAAGGCAAUGAAAAAAUACAUAUCAAAUAUUGCAACGACCAAGAGAAAUGUUCAACAUCGCAAUCUGCUCAGAUUUUAGACUAUUCAGCAUAGCCCCCUAUUGCUUUGACGACAGCAUUGCGGACUCUUGCCGUUCGUUCAGCCAGCUGCCACAUGUAGCCACCUGGAAAGCUUCUCCUACAUUCCAGGAGUUUCCAGUUCUGGGCACAGGUCGGCUACCUUGCUCUUACUCUUUAAUCCAGUUCAUCCCAAACUGGCUCGUCCGUCACUGCACUCCACCUCUUCCUGUGUUCGCAAGGUCAUUAUUACUACAUGAGCCUGAACAACCCUUCAGGUUAUCUUGUUGAAAAACAAAUGAUUUUCAGUAAGUGUCCAGAUUUUUACCGGUACUGCAUGUCUGAUUUGUCUUCAGGGAUUCAGUUUAUUACUAUAUAGCGCCUUUCACAACAGAGAGUCACCCCAGUGCGCUUUACAUGGGUGUGUUGUGCUGAGCCUUUCCAGAUUAACUGUGCGUGUCCAUGUCUGUAUGUGUACCAUCCUGAACCUGUCAAAGGGUUGGAAUGCAUAAGUUACUUUUCUGGCCCCAAAAUACUAGAUCCUACAUAUUUGUGGUGGAGGUACUUUUUAUUUAUUUAUUUUUUCGAAAUCCGAAGCCAAUUUGUGAAUAAUGUACAGGUACUGGAUUUUAAAAGUUGACUCAUAGCUUUUGGAGUAGCCUUAACGCGGAUUUCAGAUGAGAAAAGUCUUUCUUUGUGCAUAUUUCCAGCUUUAAAGUUUACACUUAUAAUCAGCUGUUUGUUAAAUUACCCUCCGAUCUCAAGAGCAGAAAUUGUUUUUGAAUUUAAUUCUACUAAUCUUAGCUUUUUUUUUUUGUUCUUGCCAACUGAAAUUCAGCUGCAACUUUUUUUUUAAUAUAGAUUUGUGACACUACGUUUUAUAUGAUAGUUUUGAUUGUUUCUCUUUCUUUUCAUUGGAUUAUUUCGUUUUCCAAGGGUGAGAGGUGAAAGGUGACUGCCGGGAACUGUAGUUCAUUCGAGACUGUAACUAGUGAAUUUGUACAACCAAAGAAGUCUAUUUUGUGGAUCAGCAAAUAAAGUUUACUUUUCAUUGA
Molecule: messenger RNA, 7976 nt
Organism: Brienomyrus brachyistius
Lineage: Eukaryota; Metazoa; Chordata; Actinopteri; Osteoglossiformes; Mormyridae
Product: protein scribble homolog
Exons: 43
Coding region: 807-6092 (1761 amino acids)
Biological process (GO): neurotransmitter receptor transport, endosome to postsynaptic membrane; neurotransmitter receptor transport postsynaptic membrane to endosome
Cellular component (GO): postsynaptic density; adherens junction; postsynaptic membrane
Molecular function (GO): protein binding
Source: RefSeq, a predicted model, not a curated record